Cantharellus anzutake is the source of this 2076-nucleotide messenger RNA. RefSeq names its product Endonuclease/exonuclease/phosphatase. The record is from RefSeq and is a predicted model, not a curated record. Lineage: Eukaryota; Fungi; Basidiomycota; Agaricomycetes; Cantharellales; Hydnaceae. Bases 1 to 2076 code for a protein of 691 amino acids. Gene Ontology annotation, molecular function: poly(A)-specific ribonuclease activity; protein binding. Gene Ontology annotation, biological process: nuclear-transcribed mRNA poly(A) tail shortening. Gene Ontology annotation, cellular component: CCR4-NOT complex; nucleus; cytoplasm. The transcript has 5 exons.
AUGCCCUCCCAAUCUCAGGGCUACGGUCUUGUCCAGUAUGCCAAUGGAAAUACUCAUCAUCACAACCCAAACCUCGCACCACAACAUCACCAUCAUCAGUCCCUCAAUGGCUUUACUCCGAUUACGCACUACCACCAGUCGCCGGCUGGUCCGCACUCCCAGCCUCAUCGAGCAGCAGCAUCGCCUCCAGUUGCGACUGCUGUCGCCCAAAUACCAAAACAUUGGCAAUCUCAACUCGACCAUUAUGAUGCCUGCCGGAAGGCAGGGGCUCCGCACACGCGCGCACGAAAUGCAACAUCCAAUACCCGCAAUGCGAGUAAGGGUGUCGCUAUAACUGACCCUAACCGAAUCACUCCGAAACUUCAGAAUGGCAUCCCCAACGACGACACGGCGCCAAAGGAAACAAACGACGACGAGCCGACGGUUGAAGGACCUGAAGGACAUCCGUCAUCGACUGUUGCGCCCGUCAAAUCACCAACCUUAGCCCGGCCUGCCGUUUCUCGAAAAGCUGAAAACACUUGGAACGCCUUAGAUCUUGGAGGUAUGCGGCUCAAGAAUCUGGCCCCGACAUUGUUCCAUUUCCUCCACCUUACCACACUCUACCUCAACCAUAACCAACUUACCCACAUCCCUUCCGCUAUCUCGCAUCUUCGCAACCUUGCUCUUUUGGACCUUUCCGCCAACCAGUUGGAAGCACUCCCCCCAGAACUUGGCAUGUGUGCCUCACUUGAACAUCUUUGGUUGUUUGACAAUCGUCUCGAGACCUUGCCACCUGAGAUUGGAAGUCUUCAUCAACUCCGGAUGCUUGGAAUCGAAGGCAACCCCCUUCAAGCGUCAUUGAUGCAGAUCAUGCAAGAACGGGGCACACAAGCGCUCAUCGCCCAUCUUCGAGAUAUGUGUCCCGUUCCAAUGCCACCCCCCGAAAGAGCAUGGCGGAUCCUUCAAUCAGGAGCUGAGAGAAAGGCUCAGGAUGACUCAGAAACUUUUACAGUCUUAAGUUACAACAUUCUUUGGGAGAAAGCAGCCACUUCGACGAUGUAUGGGUAUACACCCUCCUGGGCCCUUUCCUGGAACUAUCGUAAGGAAGUCAUCCUCACGGAGCUUAUGAACCAUGAUCCAGACUUCAUGUGUCUGCAGGAAGUAGAUUCUGCGCAAUAUGAGGAAUACUUCUUGCCUCAUUUGGCUGAGCGAGGCUACGAAGGCGUAUAUUCUCCCAGGGGCCGCGCUCGCAAUCUAUCGGAGAACGAACGGCGAUCAGUGGAUGGUUCGGCUACGUUUUUUAAAUCUGCCAAAUAUCGCCUUGUAAAGCAUUCGACCAUCGAUUUUGCUCAAGUUGCUAUUCAGCGCGAUGAUUUCCUCAAGAACAAUGACAUGUUUGAUCGUUUACUUGCCCGUGAUCAUAUCGCUCUCGUUACGCUCAUGGAGAAUAGGAAGACGGGCGGCCGUCUCAUUGUCGCCAACGCCUACCUUCUUUGGGACCCGGCCUAUCGCGACGUGAAGCUCAUUCAGACCGGGAUUCUCAUGGAGAUGCUGAAGGAAAUCGCUGACUGGUUCGCACGAUAUCCACCCCGUCCACCCUCCGAACGCGAACCUGAUCCAGAUCCAUCCAAUCCGCUACCGCCGGACCCAACGUACGCGAAUGGGAAGGAAAUACCUCUUGUUCUUGCCGGUGACUUCAACUCAAUACCCGGCAGUGGCGUCUACGAUUUCCUGUUGGAAGGGCACGUGCCAAGCAAUCACCCAGAUUUCAUGGAUUACUCCUAUGGCAAGUUCACAGCCGACGGAUUAAGGCAUGACUUUGGGUUAAGGAGUGCCUAUGCGGGCAUUGGCGAGUUGCCUCUUACUAAUCACACGCCUAGCUUUGAUGGGGUUAUCGAUUACAUCUGGCACGCCACCUCAACGCUUGCAGUAAAUGCCGUACUGGGAGAAGUUGAUCAGGAGUAUCUGUCCAAGGUCAUUGGGUUCCCGAACCCCCACUUUCCCUCUGACCACAUUUGUGUCAUGUGCGAGUUCCGCCUCAAAAAGGACCAGACCCGCUCGGCCCCUCCUGCACCUUCACUGAACGGGAACCCUUAG